AGUUUUUUUUGGAAAACCACAAAAACAACAACAUUCCUCAAAAUGACAGUUCUCAAGUGAUAAGUGCUUACGUCAUAAAAAUUUCGUGUUCCGUAUACUAGUGAAUAAGCCAACGAUAACGUGUAAUAACUUAGCAGAAAUUCAAGCAAGUUUGCGAUAUCAUAAAGUGAGUACAGCAGAUGUAAGUGCGAUGUUCAUGCUCUGCCGAUAGUUCUGCGGACAAUACGUAAAAGUGUCUAUGCUGAAUAUGCUAAGUGCACCGACUGCAUAAAGUAUCAAAUAGUCCCCUGCCAGCUUCUUUUCUCGUUGUGCUUUUCGGACUACCAGAGUAGGCUGCUUUGAUAAAGAAUUUGCCACAUUCUUCCACAGUUCGCUUUGCUCUGCGACUUCCACGUAGGCGUACAUUCUUGUCGUCCUCAGCGCUAUCUUCAUCGUCUCCGUUGUCGCAACAAUGACCGAAACCGAGUACGAGAGCGUUGUGCUGGUGAAACAGGAGGUGUUUGUAUACAAAAUACCGCCACGGCAAAGCAAUCGAAGCUACCGGGCUGCCGAUUGGAACCUUGCAGAACCGAUCUGGACCGGACGCCUGCGGAUGGUGUCUAAAGGACGUGCACUGUGCGUAAAGCUCGAGGACAAAAACAGCGGAACAUUAUUCGCCAACUGCCCGAUAGAGAGCUACCCGGGAGUUGCCAUAGAGGCAGUUUCGGAUAGCUCACGCUAUUUCGUGCUGCGAAUACAAGACGACAACGGGCGAACCGCUUUUAUUGGCCUUGGGUUCGGCGAUCGCUCUGAUUCCUUCGAUUUGAACGUAGCUUUGCAGGAUCACUUCAAGUGGGUGAAAAAUGAGGAAAAAAUUGAAAAGGAAAAGGUCGAACCAAAGCAACAGCUGGAUCUCGGUUUCAAGGAAGGUGAAACAAUCAAAAUAAAUAUGAAAAUAACGAAAAAAGACGGUUCCGAAGCAUCGUCGAGACUUAACAAUAAAAAAACGGGGUCCGGCGGUUUGCUGCCACCACCACCUGGGGGAAAUAAGGUCAGCUCACCUUCGCAUCAGCCAACGACCUCAGUAGCUGGCAGUGGCCAGACGGAAUGGGGGGAAUUUACUUCGGCAGGUGUACAAGGCGCUACUGCUGAGCCUUCGACCACGGCAACCACACCUAGUAAAGCGAAUUCUAACUGGGUACAGUUUUAAUUGGCGCCAGAAUAAAACUUAGCUGCCUAAGAUAUAGCUGUGUAGAGUACUCACAGCAAAAGGACAGGAAACACAACCAAUUUGAUUAUCAAUUUGUAGCCGAGUUUUUAGCUGUAAACCGAUAGAAACACUUACGUGAGUCGUUUGUUCUCCGUUACACAUACCCACUAAAUAUGUUAAUUUUUUUUUCUUCCAAAACAAGUACAAGAGACUUUGACAUUUACAUUACAACGAUGGAAAGACCAAACAUCUCGUAGGCUUCAUCUUGAUGUAUGAAGAUAUAGUAUAUGUCCAAAUGAAUGUAAUGACAAAGCUCUAACUCAUUCGAAACUUUUGUGUCUCGAACUCACUAUAGAAGGGAAUGGUGCUAAUGUAAUUUUACUUGGCUUACGAAGGGCAGGAGUCGAAUGUAACGUUGGAUCUGCAACAAAAGAUAAUCAUAAAACUAUUCAACAGCAAUAUGGGCUAUACAAUAGAACGCUACUGCAAACAGUGGAAGAAGUAUAUAUUUUUCCUCGAGUUAAACUUUUUUUCCAAUAUUAGCAAUAAUUUAAUUAAAAGGAACGAGUGUUCUUAAAUGUCAUUUUGCUGUCUCAUAACGUAUCAUCAAUUUAACAACUGAAAUUACACAGUGAGCGGCAAGCUAAGCUGGUUAUGAAAAUAUUCAUGGUGAUGGAAGCCUUAUCUGAGGUCCUUCAAGCAUAUCUGCAAAAAAUUAAAGCUCAUACAUAGCGUCGGUAAGCGAAAGUCGAUCCAAAUCGCUCGGCGAUGUACAAUUAGGUGUUGGGAUAGGUGUGUGCGAGAAGCUAAACAAAAGCGACAAUUGUUUCCGAAAUAUUAGGGAUAAGUCCUAAAACCGCAAUGUUAUUUGUUACACCGAAUACGUGAAGAUGUUACAUGCUAAGUACGACAUGCUUGCUGGUAUGUCCCCCCUAAGGAACUAAAGCUGGAAACAGUAAUUCCGAAAGGUGAUGGUUGAAGAACCAAGGUAAGUGUUUUAAUGGGCAGGCCCCCUUGGGUGAAAAUCCCUCACUGCAGGAUGUAUUGUGGCAGUACACCAACUAUUCCCUCGUCUUGGAAAAAUCUUUAAAAAUAAGUAUGAUUGAUAAUAUAAAUUCGCUACGCGGGUAGCAUUGGUACGAAUCAAUGUAUAUACAGACUAUUGCACGGGAUGGUUGAAUUUCAAGCAAUGGUUUAUAGAUUCAUAGAGUCUGCAUUUGUAUUUUUCACCUAUUGCUUUAAUUUCGGAAUAUUGACAAAAUGACCCCAAAAAUUAUCGCUCAGGUUUCAAUUGCAUACAUUUUUUUUAGAAAAUUUCCUCCAUUUGAGUGAUUAUUACCACAAUUAUUACUUUAAUUUUACUUCAAUAAUAAUUAAAAGAAUUGCAUCUAGAAUUACUACGUUGUGAAGAAGAACAAAAUCAUCUAUAUUUACAAUGUUGGGGUUGAAUGUUCCUUUAUCGUUUUGUAAAGUAAAAAAAGCAUCAAUCUCAAAAAAACUUUGCAAAAUCCUUCGAAACCAUUGCUGCACAUAUAUACGAAUCGUGUCUCUCCUUAUUGUUGAAUCAGUCAGUUACUCACAUGAGUCUGAUUUGAUUUUACAAUCUUGGAAGAAAUAUGAAAUUAAAGUAACAUGUCUUUACGUUAAUGUUUUUAUUUCUCUGUUUGCUUUGUAUUUCUUUUAGUUCAUCCUUUUUAUUUUAAAAGAGAAUUAAUUUUUUUGCUAUACCAAGAAAAAUAAAACCAGUCGUGCAUUCUGUCACAAUAUACACCGGCGAAAGUAUCUAAAUGCGUAUCUUAAUGUAUUCUAAUGUUGUAUGUAAAGACAUAUGUAUAUCACGCAGUUACAUGUAAUGCAUAUAAGACAAAACAUGACGGCAUGUACGGUUCAAAACGAGAAAAGUAGACAUAUGUAAGCGUAAAUACGAUACGAUAAAUAUGAUCAAUAGAAAGGAGGAAAAACAUCUGGAGAUGUCACAGCAACUAAUAGAGUGCAUGAAAGAGAAGCAGUAAAAAAGGUGAACUACGAAAGCUGUAGAAACUUCCAAACACAUUUGAAAGAAUUCUGCAAACAAAUAAGUUUUAUUUGAAAUACAUAAGUGUAUUUAUGUAUUGUGCUGUAAAUUGAUCUUGGUUGCAAAAGCAGAACACCUUAAAUCAAUUGUUUUUUUCUAAAUUAUCCUUGAAAUAUUUUGUUUUGUCGUUAUAAACACAGUGUUUUCUAUCUUGUUAUUCGUGUUCUUUCUUUCUUUCUCUUCGUCAAUUCUAGAUUUAUUUUCUUUUGAAACAAUGAUUCCAAUCGUUAUUAUUAGUUUGUUUUAUUAUUUAACAAUACCACAUAAAAGCAUUCCUAUGCAUUCCCGUUCUUUUAGUUAGGAUUCAUAGUGCGAAAAAUCUACAAGACCAGAAUGCUGUGCUGCCAGUACAGAAAGAUCAACGUAUGUUUGUCCAUACUAAUCUACAUUAUUUUAGCAGGUCUUUGUAAAAGUCGCAGCACAGAAUGGCAGUCGAAUAAUUAAUACAAUUUUAUCAUUAUAUGAGCAAUAGAAAAUUGCAGAGAAUCCCAUGUACAAUUUGUUUUUUUUUUUAAUGGAAACGCAGUAUGUAUUAUAUUUUCUUUGUUAGCUUCUAGUGAUGUGCAGUUUAUUUUUCUUGUAAUGAAUUAUUGAAUACACUCACAAGUAAAUAUAGAAAUAAAGCUGAACAAAUGUUAUGUGAAUCCAUACCGAAAUUGACGAUGUUACCCAUGAACACUUUUUCUAUUAGCACUAGCCGGAGAUUUGAAUAUACAUGCACUACAAGUAUAUCAUUACGAACGUAUCAUGUACGUGUUCCUAGCGAAAAAAUAUAUAUCCCAUGUAACAAUGCAUUAGAAAAAGUGUCGACCGUUUUCCCUAUUUUAAUAUAUCUAUAGUUUAGAUUAAAGAGAAGAUUCACAUCUGUUGCAUGUCACAAGCGCGUUUGAUCCUUAAAAUUUUGGGUUUUUGGCAAACCAACUAAUCCGUCGCUUUGGUGGUGAAUUCUGGAAAUGAUAAACGAAACAGACCCAUUGUUGCUAUAGACUAUUUAUUGUUAUAUAUGGUAUAGUAGUGAAAAUAUAGCCUGUAUACGAAAU
Molecule: messenger RNA, 4303 nt
Organism: Anopheles bellator
Lineage: Eukaryota; Metazoa; Arthropoda; Insecta; Diptera; Culicidae
Product: NECAP-like protein CG9132
Exons: 3
Coding region: 452-1189 (245 amino acids)
Biological process (GO): endocytosis
Cellular component (GO): membrane; clathrin vesicle coat
Source: RefSeq, a predicted model, not a curated record